Molecule: messenger RNA, 2056 nt
Organism: Setaria italica (foxtail millet)
Lineage: Eukaryota; Viridiplantae; Streptophyta; Magnoliopsida; Poales; Poaceae
Product: monoacylglycerol lipase
Exons: 7
Coding region: 460-1632 (390 amino acids)
Cellular component (GO): membrane
Molecular function (GO): lipase activity
Source: RefSeq, a predicted model, not a curated record
GGAGCGAGCGAGCGAGCGGCGGCUAUAAACCUUUGCCUCCACUCGCCCCCACUCGCGAAGACCUACUCAAACUUCUCCUUCCCUUCCUCACCGGCGGUUAAUCCGGCACCGUUUGUUCGUGCACUCUCUCCUCCGUCCGUUGCGUGCGCGUCGGGCAUCUGGUUCGGGAAUCGGCGGCGGGGGGCGGCGGCGGUGGCGUGAAUCGAUAAAAGCGAGCGCUCCUUAUUUUUGGGCGGCGGUGGAGGAGGAUCGCGCUGGUCUUGGGGUCGGGGAAUCCAUUUUUAGGGCGGUGCCGGCGCGAUCGGUCUGGGAUCGGGAGCUUUUUCUUGGGGCGAGAGGUCAGAACAGCGGCGACGCGCAACCGACCGACCCACCGACCCAACCCAACCAACCAACCCCCCGUGGCCCGCGUCGAGGAGGGAGAAGAAGGGAUAGGAGACGGCGACGGUGGUCGCGAGGAUGGCCGGGAGCAUGCAGGCGGCGGAGGCCGCGGGGCGGCUCAGCGCGCUGCUCUCGCUGCUCGCGCUGCGCCGGCUCCUCGCCGUGCUCCAGCCGCUGGCCCUGCUCCUUCUCCUGCCCUUCCGCUGGCGCGCGCGGCCGGGGGCCGUCGCCGCCGCCGUGGCGUCCGACGCCGCGCCCUCCUCCGCGUCGGGGCCCAGCGGGAAGAAGGGGAAGGCGUCGGUGGUGCUGCGGGUGCCGGCGGGGUCGCCCAUGGUCGCCGCGCGUAGGCAGGCGUCGGCGCGGAGGGAGAUAGCCAUCCGCCGGGCGCGGGAGGGCGGCAGGGAGUACGACCUCAUCCCCACGCCCCGCGGCGAGACGCUCUUCACGCAGUGCUGGUGGCCGUACCCGCCCUCCUCCACCAUUAAACCAAGGGCGCUAGUUGUUGUCAUGCACGGGCUAAACGAGCACAGUGGGAGAUAUGAUCAUUUAGCGAGGCGGUUGAAUGAGAUCGGCAUCAAGGUGUACGGGAUGGACUGGACCGGCCAUGGUGGAAGCGAUGGUCUUCAUGGAUAUGUGCAGUCUCUUGAUCAUGCUGUCAAUGAUUUGAAAAUGUACCUCAAAAAAGUCUCAGCUGAGAACCCUGGUCUUCCAUGCUUCUGCUUUGGCCAUUCCACUGGCGGAGGCAUCAUUCUGAAGGCUGCACUUGAUCCAGAGGUAGAAACUCUUAUUAGUGGUGUUGUCCUGACAUCACCAGCUGUUCGUGUACAGCCUGCCCACCCAAUCAUAAGGGUGAUGGCGCCAGUUUUCGCCCUCCUCGCGCCGAGGUACCAGUUCACGGCGUCCCACAGGAACGGGCCACCGGUGUCGCGCGACCCGGAGGCCCUGCGCGCCAAAUACACGGACCAGCUCGUGUUCACGGGCGCCAUCCGCGUGAGGACGGGCUACGAGAUCCUCCGCCUGACGUCCUACCUGCAGCAGCACCUGCACCGGAUCACCGUCCCCAUCCUGGUGCUGCACGGCGCCGACGACAUGGUGACCGACCCCGACGGCUCGCGGGCGCUCUACGAGCAGUCCUCGUCCGCGGACAAGUCCCUCAAUCUCUACCCCGGCCUGCUGCACGACCUCCUGAUCGAGCCCGAGAAGGACAAGAUCAUGGACGACAUCGUGGCGUGGCUGAGCCUCAGGGUCUGACGCUGCCGCCGGCAUCGCUAGCUGGCCGGCCGUAGGACACAGCUCGAUCGCCAGCCGCAGAGCGCGGAGGAGGACCAGCAGGCGAGCAAGCCGCCUCGCCUCGCCUCCGGACGGUGAUGACGCGGCGUGAUCAGCGGCUGCGGAGCAGGGAGAGCGGGAGACAGUGAGAUCUUCUUCGCCCCCUGCCGCGGUGGCGAUGCGAGAGCAGGACAGGAAUACCCGAGUACCUACGGUGAUGGCUUUUACUCGCGGCCUCCCGGUGUGUUGCAUCCCGAGAUUUUUGGUCAGGGAUACGUAUGGAUCUGUAAAGAUUGUUCGUUUCGCCCUGUGUGGCCGCACGAGUGGUGCCCGAUACUACUAUAAUUUAGACGCCUAUUCCCCUCGGGGUGAUGCAUCCAUGCAAUUCCAAAUCAGAGUUGCAACA